Molecule: messenger RNA, 1231 nt
Organism: Eriocheir sinensis (Chinese mitten crab)
Lineage: Eukaryota; Metazoa; Arthropoda; Malacostraca; Decapoda; Varunidae
Exons: 2
Coding region: 656-1231 (191 amino acids)
Source: RefSeq, a predicted model, not a curated record
GUUUCAAGCUUAUGAGUAUAUGAUACUGGUUGCCUAGUGCUUGGAUAUUAUUAACACAAUAUGCAAUACAAUACUCUUAUAGACUAAAAAAGAUAAAAAGCCUAUAGAUGGUGUGAUGUGGUCGAGUAGGUAUGGCUACGAGGAAAAGGUGGACGUGGAGGGGAGUGUUUGUUAAAAGAGCGGCGCGCGGCGGGGCUGGGCCGAGGGAUGCGGGAGAGGCAUAUUAUAGUGAGCGGGCGACUGCGGUGAGGAGAGGAGGUGGCCAACGAGACUGUAACGUGAGACUCUCGUGGAACUGGAGACCUCGUAUUUCAGUGUAAUAAGCACAGGGUGGAAAUAAUUGUGCAAAAGUACAUGAUGGUCUUCCGUCGGUGAAUUGUCUUUGGUUGAGUUUGAAAACAUGAAAAUGUACUUACGUACUUUCGAGUGCUCUUCGUUAUUACAAUGAGCCCAGUGAGGAUGCACAGUGAUGUGCUCGGUGCCGCUGGAGACUUGGCGGUGUAGAAGAUGAUGAAGCUAAUUGCUCGUGAAUCUCGGGAGCCAAAAAGUCCCGAGCUGGAGCUGCAUCAUGAUAUAGAUGGUGUAAGAAAUGCAGUAAACAAGUAAAGAAUUUCGUCGAAGUUCUUGAGAGGAAGGAAGGCCCACCACAGCCACCAUGCAGACCGCCUACGCGCGCAUGGUCUAUGAGCGGCAGCAGCGGAGUCAGCGAGCGGACGGGACGCGGGUACGGCGCCGGGUUACCUUCGUCCACUUGGUGAAGGACCUGUGCCGACGCCUCAUCGCCUUCCUAUUCACGCAGGUAGGAGUGUGUGGCUUGGUGGUGGCAUACAACAUCAUGGGAGCCUUCGCCUUCCGCGCCAUCGAGGGGGAAUACGGCGAUGCGUCUCCCGAAGAGGCUGCCUUCCGCCUGCGGGAGGACACCGUCAGGAGACUCUGGAACAUAACUGCGAGACUCAACAUCCUGGAGCAGAGCCAGUGGCGGGUGGAGGUGACGAGGACCCUGGAGGACUUCCAGGGAGACGUGGUGCCCCUGGUGAAGGCGAGGGGUUACCGUGGCGUGCUUCCUAUCCAGGCGUGGUCCUUCAGCGCCGCCCUCAUGUAUUCGCUCAGCGUCUACACCACGAUAGGUACGUUCCGACAGCCAAAGUUAUGUACCCUGCUAGCAAUGCUUAUAGUCGUAAUAAUAAUUGUAAUAAUAGUAAUAACUACCAAUAUUUUUAUUAGUUAUUAA